UUCAAUGAGGUGCAGCAACCAGACAGACAAACAUAUGGAUGAAGUUUGUUUUAUAUUGCCGCCUGCAUAAAUUGCAUAUAAAUUGGCAUAAAUAACUAAAUAACAAACUGACAUAAAUAUACUUUGUUGCCUCGCCGAAACGCAUGAUCACGUCAUCCUAGUGCCAGUCCCUGUCUAUGACACUUUUUACAAAAACAAACAAAACAUUUUUAGAACGUAAAUGUAUAGUAUACUUAUAACAAUUUGUUUGUCAUUUUUGGACUUUUCAAACUCUCAGUCAUCUUUGUCUCAAGCUGCGUUGGACUCACAUACUUUUCAGUGAUCAAUAUCUAUAUUAACGUUUGCCAUUUGACUUGCAAGAGUCGCUGGUGAAUGGAGCCUGGAAACUGCCAAGUGUAUCUACCUCCACCUGUACUGUACUUUGACAUUUCCUUAUUUAUAUUCUUAAAGUUCUCAGAUUUAUAAUCGAUAUUCUCCAUUCCAUAUAAAUUCCCUCAAAAUCAUUAUGAGUGGAGGCCUUGCUCCAAGCAAAUCAACCGUAUACGUUGGGAAUCUACCAUAUUCUUUGACGAAUAACGAUCUGCACAAGAUUUUCGAGAAGUAUGGAAAGGUGGUGAAGGUGACUAUCGUCAAGGACAAAAACACUCGUGAAAGUAAAGGAGUUGCAUUUGUUCUUUUUUUGGAUCGAGAUUCUGCACUCAAAGCAGUUGGUGCAAUUAAUAAGAAACAGAUGUUUGGACGGACAAUCAAAUGUUGUAUAGCUAAUGACAAUGGUCGAGCCACAGAGUUUAUUCGCAGAAAAUACUCCGACAAAACUCGUUGCUAUGAAUGUGGGGAUGAUGGUCACAUGAGUUACAAUUGUCCUAACAAUAUGCUUGGUGACCGAGAACCGCCACCGAAGAAAGAAAAGAGAAAACGGAAGCACGAAGACAAUAAACAAGAAGAUGUUGCUGAUGAUGUUGAUAGUGAAGAAGAUUUCAUCGAAGACCCAUAUAAUGACAGCUUAAGCGCAGCAAUAGCUGAGUCAGCAGCAUUAGCUGAACGGGAAAGACAUGUGUAGAGCCUCUUGCAUUUGAUAGUGGCUUGUGGACACAAGAGAUGACUGUAAAGAAACGUUAAUGUGAAGAUUAAGAUUUUACAGUUUUAAAAUAAGAUAAAGUGUAAAAGCAAUGGAUUCUAUUUGUAUUUGUAGAACACUCUGUGAGAAAAUGAGGAAAACUACUUAAAAUACACGUUCUUCCCAGUGUG
Molecule: messenger RNA, 1248 nt
Organism: Xenia sp. Carnegie-2017
Lineage: Eukaryota; Metazoa; Cnidaria; Anthozoa; Malacalcyonacea; Xeniidae
Product: zinc finger CCHC-type and RNA-binding motif-containing protein 1-like
Biological process (GO): mRNA splicing, via spliceosome
Cellular component (GO): U12-type spliceosomal complex
Molecular function (GO): zinc ion binding; RNA binding
Source: RefSeq, a predicted model, not a curated record